Microthlaspi erraticum is the source of this 543-nucleotide messenger RNA. NCBI's taxonomy places the organism in Eukaryota, Viridiplantae, Streptophyta, Magnoliopsida, Brassicales, Brassicaceae. The record is from the annotation of a GenBank genome assembly.
AUGACUGCGCCGGAAAAAGUUUCCCCACGUGACUCCUUCAUUAACGCCGCUAAUACUUUCCCCAGCUUUGCCAAUUCCGUUACUAGGCGUGAAAUCGCUACCAUGUUUGCUCAUUUUACGCAAGAAGUCGGAUAUUUUUGUUACAUAGAAGAGAUAAACGGAGCGUCAGAAAACUAUUGCGACGAUGUAAAUUACCCACAAUACCCAUGUGCAACGGGCAAAUUGUACUACGGUCGUGGUCCAAUUCAACUAUCAUGGAACUACAACUACGCACCAUGUGGUCAGAGUCUCGAUCUCGACCUUCUACGCCAGCCCGAGCUUGUAGGUAGCAAUCCAACUGUAGCUUUCAGGACAGCUUUGUGGUUUUGGAUGAAUAACGUAAGGCCGGUACUGGACCAAGGAUUUGGAGCCACCAUUAGAGCCAUCAAUGGAAGAUUAGAGUGUGAUGGUGCGGGUACAGAUAAGGUUAAUGCAAGGAUUAGAUACUACAGAGACUAUUGCGGGCAGCUUGGUGUGGACCCUGGUCCUAACCUCAGCUGCUAA